GGGACCUCAGUGGCCGCGAAUUCCACAGUAAGGCAAGGAAGCGCGUGAGUAAAGCAAGUGUCCCGCCCCUUACUCCAUCCAUCCCCUAUUACUGUUACUCUUUGCCUGCUGGAUAUUACCGCCCCAAAGACAGUUAAAGCCACCACACCGCCCAGACACCGGUGCGAGGCGUGAAUCUUGAGGCUUCCUGCAUCGCCUCCCGUCUGUCGUGAGCCGCGGCAUCUCUCCUGGACCACCACCACCACCACCACCACGCGCCACAGCGGACCAUUCAGCUCACCACGCCACACCUCAACCUCUAAAAGAUGUGAAAGAUGUGUGUAUUCGAUGGUGAGUGAACGCGCACACCGCCACCAGCGCCAAGCACCCCAGGCCGCAGUGACCGCCGCCUCGCCUUGCAGACGCCUGUGUGUAGGAUGUGAUCCCGGCGCAUGGUGUUCGCUAAGGUAAUGGUGGCAAUGGGGCGUGACCUCGGUAAGGGCUGAGGUCCCCGCGGCCCGCUGCACCUCACGCCCCUGCCUGGCCACGUGACGAUGCCCAGGGGCGGUUCGCACGUCUCGGUGGUGGCGGCAACGGGCAUGAACGCGAGACUCCCGGGGAAGGUGAGGACCUGUCCUUCGCUGUUGGUCACCUCCGCCAGAUGGAGGACUCUCUGAACGCCCCUGCACGUUCCCCUGAGCGAGAUGCGGGGCGCGGGCAGCGGGCGGAAGCAGGAGCAUUCCCCUGAAGACGAAGGCUUCCAGAACUCCUCCCGGCGCCCCUCAGACGCUGAGGACGAGGAGAGCGUGAGCACCAUGAUGAGCGAGACGCCGCCCCAGCUGAGCCACCGCGAGCCCGGGGACAUGCUGGAGGUGUACGCCGACGGGGAUUUUGAGGAUGGGGAGGAGGAAGAGGAGGAGGAAGAGGAGGACGCCCUGGAGCUGGUGGUGGAGACGCUGACCGGGGACUCCUACCGCGUGAGGGUCUCCCAGUGGGACACCGCGGCGAGCCUGAAGGACCUGCUGUACCGCACGCAAGGCAUCCACCCCAGCCACCAGCACCUCAUCCUGCGGGACCGCGAGCUGGUGGAUGACGCGUGCCUCAUCGACCAGCAGGUGGUGGACGGCUCCACGCUGCGGCUGGUGCUGGCCAUCCGCGGGGGGCCCAUCAACGCACGCCGCCUGCCCACCCACGAGGACCUGCUGCUGCGUGACAUCACCGACCACUUCGAGAACGCCAGUCCUCGGGGGGGCGGCGGGCAGACCUUCACCUUCCUUGUGUUCCACGACGACGAGAACAUGAACGUGAAUGUGUACCGCGUCAUGGAGAACCCCGACGGCUCCUACUCGCCCCUCAACGAGUCCUUCUCUGGCGCCAACGGGCGUGGCGGGGCGGAGGAGGCUUCGGUGCUCAAGACGCAGCUGACGGAGGAGGAGAAGCGCACCAUGGCCCGGAUGGCUGACCUGCGCACCGAGAUGGACAAGCUCAGGCUGCGCAACAAGAAGAAGAAGGACAAGAGGAAGGCAAUGGUGAGCAGCACCCACACGUCCCUCAACAGCAGCCUCAGGUCGGUGACUGGUCGCCUGGAGGAGGCCCUCACGCCGCGCCUCGACCUGACGGACAUCGCCGGAGGGGGCGCCGCCCACACCACGCCACGGAAACGAAGUGCCGUGAAGCGGCUAGCAGGCGUGCGGCGUGGGUCGCGGCCCACCACGCAGGAGAGAUUGGAGAUCAUGAAGUCCAGCCACGGGCGGCCAACCUUGCGAGAGCUGCCCACCGCCAACCCGCCCGUGCCCGUAGACUUUUCUCGCCGGAAGCCCCUGGAGGCCAUCCGCCCCCAGCUGAUCGGCGGCCGCCUGGAGGCCGUUGAAGAAAUGCUGGGGAGGGGAGAGAGCUCCCCAGAGCAGGGGGGCGCCAUUCCCGAGCUGCGACGGGCAGGCAGCAGGAGGCGUGGCCCAACAGGGACGCCCCCAACCCCCCGCUGUACAUGCUGCCCGAGGUGGUGUCCUCAGGCAAACACAAGCGCUGGGACCAGGACCGCCUCAACCACUCCCAUAACCAGGAGCUGCUGCGUCCCGUGCGCCACACGGCGGGCCGCCGCCCCAAGACCUCGCCCGAGGUGCUGGAGCGGCGGCCUGGCACCCUGCCUGACGCGGUGGGGGAGCGCGUCUUACUGCGCGGCACAGAUGACCGUUUACGGGAGCUGUGCUCCAUCCUGGAGCCAUCCCGCGGCGACUCACGGCACUCCCAGCGGCAGGACAGUCCCCCAGCGAGCACCGCCCUGCCGCCCCUCAGCAUGUCCCACAGCUUCACCGGGAUCGGCCCUCCGCCUCGCACCCACAGGAGCAAUUCUGUGUCCGUGUCCCUGGCGUCACUCCGCACCCGCGGGGCCACGCCGCCCUCCCCCGGACAGGGCGCUCUUGUCACCUCGGGUUCGCGGGAACAGCGGGACGCUCUGAGGGGUCUCAUGCAGAGCCAGGGCGGGGGCGGCGCGUCGCGGCCUAACAGCGGCAGGAUGCCGCCGCCCCCCGCCGUGCUGCCGCCUGUCACGCCCAAGCGCCGCAAGAAUCGCCGCAAGCCGCGCUGCGAGAAGUGUUCGCGGCGCCUCGGA
Scylla paramamosain (green mud crab) is the source of this 2590-nucleotide messenger RNA. RefSeq lists its product as uncharacterized. The record is from RefSeq and is a predicted model, not a curated record. Gene Ontology annotation, molecular function: protein binding. The transcript has 6 exons. NCBI's taxonomy places the organism in Eukaryota, Metazoa, Arthropoda, Malacostraca, Decapoda, Portunidae. The coding region runs from base 684 to 2438 and encodes 584 amino acids.